This is a messenger RNA of Magallana angulata, 1187 nucleotides long. RefSeq lists its product as uncharacterized. The transcript has 4 exons. The record is from RefSeq and is a predicted model, not a curated record. The coding region runs from base 139 to 804 and encodes 221 amino acids. NCBI's taxonomy places the organism in Eukaryota, Metazoa, Mollusca, Bivalvia, Ostreida, Ostreidae.
CUGUGGCGGUAGGCCCACAUUUGUAUUCCAUGUAGCUUCGUAGAGAGGCGGGAUGACGAUUAGCCAGUUUUGCAUUCCAUGAAGGUUCGUUAAGAGGCAGGAAAUUGACGAAGCUGUCGUCUGCCACUAGUAGUAACCAUGAUACAGCCGAUGUCGUACGGUUAUCCGUACGGAGUGAAGCUUGACCCCAAAACACUGGAAGAAAUGCAAGAAAAAAGAGACAAGGCUCUGCAUUCACGCCGCAAUGCUUCAGUAAGCGUUCUAUGGAAGCAAACUCUGGUGUGCGCUGGUCUGGCGCUGUUUGGGGUGGGUGUGGGGAUAGGUAACAUUGUGGUGGGGACGGAUACUGACGACGUACACCACACACGCUGGCACAUCGCCGGGGGCUCACUCUACCCAGGGAUCUUGUUGGCGGUCUGUGCUAUUCUCGGAUUCUUUCUACGCAAAAUUGGGAGGGAAAAAGAGGAGGAACGGGACAUUGGAUCAAAGGCCAGAUGUCUGUUCUUCAUCCAAUACAUAAUGUACAUCUUUGCGGGCUUCGCUGCUUUAACGUUCUUCGCCCUCUCCGUGGUCGGCAUUCUUUGGUGUACUAAAGCAGUAGACACGUACUAUGUGAAGGAUAAAAAAACCCAUGUAUCCACGGCGUACAAUACCACGUGUCCUAACGACGAGACAGCGGCCAUAGUAACGGCAAGUCUGGCCGUGGUGGACUGUGUGGCCAUCACUGUGUGUGGAUUUGUGGGGAUGAUUUUAUUCCAUCUCUACUCCAAAUCUUACGGUCUCAAAGAAAAGAGAGAACGUUGAUUACUUGCAUUUUUUUGGAUCUGAACUUGAUAACACAAUUAAUCGUACUAAAGUGAAAGAAAUGCUGUUGAAAUCGAUAAAAGGGGAAAUAUCCAAGAUAUCUUCAUUGAAAAAUUAUAAUUUUUCACUCAUAAUAGUUCACAGGAAUGAAAACAAAUUUCUUACGGAGAUUUAUAACGGGAAAUGUUUACAUCUUUUCUCCAUUCUGAAAUACUCAGGACCCAACUUGAUAAAAUUCGGCCAUGUUAUUUUUUUUUUAAUCAACACGAUUGUUUAAUCUAGGGACACUACUUUUCAUUGUGACAUGAUGAAGUGGAUAAACAUUUUCGACAGUUUAUUUAUUAUCAUCAUAAAUUAUGUUAUGUGUUUAUUUAUUGUAUUUA